Molecule: messenger RNA, 4005 nt
Organism: Bactrocera tryoni
Lineage: Eukaryota; Metazoa; Arthropoda; Insecta; Diptera; Tephritidae
Exons: 7
Coding region: 68-2011 (647 amino acids)
Source: RefSeq, a predicted model, not a curated record
CUACCUACAAAAAUUUGUAUGGUUUCGGGAACGCAUUGCACAUUCUAGUUAUUUCAAUUGCUUCAACAUGGAUUAUAAGGCGAAAAGAAACAAAAGGGCACAAAUCAACAACGCCGCUUCAGAUAAGUCACCACAAGCUGCCGGCCAAAAUAAUUACCAACACAACGGAUUCAAAAAAGAUAUGAAUAUUUCACCAAAGCAAAAUGCUGUCAACCAUUCUGCCGGUACUACUUUUCAAACCGGCGAGUGUAUUGCUUGCCGUAAGACAUCAAUAUGUGUAUGUGAACGGUGUGGAGAUUAUUACUGCUCACCGGAUUGCCAAAAGAAAGAUUGGCAAAGCCAUAGAUAUAUAUGCUUCCCAAUGCCAAAAUUGGUUCAACCAUCAUCAGUCUUGUCAACGGACGCUGUGUAUCCUGUCAAUGCGCCAUUAUUAACUGUUAACCAAAUUUCGAAUGCCAAUAAUAUUCAACGUACUCAACAACAACCACAGAAUUCUCGAAAUAAUUCUCAACAAAGUCAUAGCUUGAUGGGACAUCCACCAUUCUCAGAUACCGAUGGACAACAACAACAAGCAAAUAUUAGAGCACCACAGAAGGCUAAUAAUAAAGAUGCAAAACAAGCGAUCAAACACACCACAACAGCUACUAUACCAACGGUAGACCUACCCAAGCCCAAUAGUCAUGUAACUUUGACCGGGUUUCGAACACCAAACCGUUGUUAUGUGCGCGCUGUCAAUCCGUCCGUUGACGAUGACUCCAUGUUGAAUGCACGAAAAAUUGAUGUUUAUGGCAAGGUUGCAAAACCUCUUGACGCAAUGCCCAAGCUGCACAGUUAUGCCAUAGCACCUUAUAACGGUGUUAUGCAUCGUGUAGAAGUGUUAUUUGUACGUAACCCCGCCAACAUUCGUGUGCUCUUUAUUGAUCGCGGUGUAAUUGCGACACGAAAUCUAAGGGAUUUGCGUGAAAUUUCCGAUGAAAUUAUAUCGCUUAAACAAUAUACAUGUUUGAUACAAAUGCGCAAUGUGUCCAAUUAUGUGUUGAGUGAGAAAUUGACAAAACAUUUUGCCCGUUACGAGGACCAAGACUUCAAAAUAAAAUAUGAUCGCGUCGAAAACGGUGUGGAGCUAUUGCAUUGGCAAAAUGAAAAAUCAUUAAAUGAUGAAGUUGAGCAGUUUUGUAAGGAAUCAGGCGCUGAGGUUUGGUCUGAUGCUGUACGCAGCAGACAGAAUACUGCUAAUAAGAAUACUAAUGCGAAUGUUAAUAAUGCUAAACAACAAAAUUCAGCAGGCGACAGCCAAAAUGUGGAUGAGCCACACGAUGACCAAUUCUAUGCGCUUGAACCAGGCUCGUCCGCAGGGAACUCACAUGUAAGUGUGCAGCAGAAGCAAUCUAUACAAGAAGAUCGUAAUGGCAUAAAAGAAGAGAAGAAGAACGAAAGUGUCGUUGAAGUAGAACAUCCGACGAUGAGAGCGCCUUUCGAAAUUAACUACUUCAAAGUGGAUUGUGCCCCUUUCAAGGCGGUUGUGCUUGAUGUAUCCUGCUUAGAAAUCGGUUAUUUGGGCUGUAUCGCUCAGCAUGAUUUGGAAUGUCUACAGAUUGUUCAUAAGCAGUUGGAGUCCAUAACAGUAUCUGAUAAACCUUAUAAGCCGCAAUUGGAGGAGUAUUGCAUCGCAAAAUUUGAAGGAAUGUGGUAUCGCGCUCAGGUAAUCGAUAUACCUAAUGAAUCCGAGUACACCGUGAUGUAUAUCGACUUUACGAACGAAGCAACUUUGACUAGCGCCGAUAUACGCCACUUUCCUGCAAGCGUAACAGGGGCAUGCAAAACAAGUCUAUGUUUAAUUGAUGGCUUGCCAACAGAUUUGAGUGCUGAGCUUAUAAGAUUUUUGAAUGAAGAAAUUCAACUGCAAACUGUCAUUACCAUUGAUCGUGUGAAGAAUAUCGAUGAGCAAGUAGUAGUUGUUGAAUGUAAGAGUCUUUUGGACAAAAUUCGACAAAAUAAUUUGCUAACUUAAAUUCUAUAAGUGCGCAAUUAUCGCUGGGACGAUAUAUAAUCUGAGCAAUGAUUCUUAUUAAAAAAUUGCUUAGCCUCCCACUAUUAUGAACACUCGCUUCGAGAAAUACAAUAUGUAAUUUUACAUGGAAGUUAAUAUACUUCCCCUAUCUUACUGAACAGUUGCAACACCGCAUAAUUGUUACAAAUCCUUCUACAUUGAUUAUAGCGAGUAUUUUUUCUUUAAUAUUAUAUAUUUUUUUUAUACAUUACACCCACUUUUUUUAUAAUAUUUUAUUAUACAUGAUGCAUGCAACGUACGUGACCGCUCCAAUACGAUUUUAAGACUUUUCUAUCUCAAUCCUUAUAUAACACACAUCGGUAGAUCCGUGAAACUGGAGCCUUUUGUCACUUUUGGUCUGCAUCCUUGGAAUAUUUUGGUUUCGAAGAAAUUUUUUCCUUAGCUACAUAAAUUUUGAGAUGUAGCAUUUUAUUAUGCCUAAAAAUUUGUAAAUGAAAAAAUAUAUAUUAAGGGGAAGUACAGUUAUCCCUCUCUUGAAAGAAAAUCACUGCACGGCCAUGCUUUUCUUUUCAUUUCAUCGAUAAUAUUUUUAAGAAUAUUGCAUGCAACUAAAGAUUAUCCAACUUUUCGGAAAUUAAUUCUGGUUCGCAUUUCAAAAAGUUUACAAAUCCCUGAAAUAUGUACUAUGUGGUUUAAGAAUGAAAUAUAAUAUUCGAUAACCGUAUCUUCACAUAUUGUUAUAUUACACUAAAUAUGAAAUUCAUAUUCGUUCAAUGAAAUUUCAACUACUGAAAAUUUAUAUGUUAUUUCACUAAUGAAGUUCGCUAAAGAAAGCAAACAAAUGCAAUUUAAUGCCCCUAUUAUGUGUGGUAUAAUAUACAAGGGCUAUUCGACUAGCCCUGGCAACUAUAACAGUAAUUUAUAUUAUGUAUGGCAAUCUUGUCUACACAAUCCAAAAUGUAGUACAUGAUUGCUAAAAGUCUUCCGUUUUUAAGGGCCCCCAUUCCUUCUUGUCAGAGCAACGCGGAAGAGAGCACCACUGAUCUAACCCAUUACCUUGUUACUCCAGCAACGCAGAAGGAAGCGUUACUGACCUAACCUACUGUGUUUGCUUAGGGUUUAACACUCUGUGACCUCGUCCACUCAGCUAAUUUGCAAAAGAUGUGCGUGCGUUGCUUUUCGGUGUUUUCGACUUUUUGCCACCAUUGCCUGUUACGUGUUGACUAUGUUGACAGCAACGUCGAAAAAGUCGUCGCUCUAUGGUGUAGAGAGAUUUCAGAUUAGUGAUGAAAUCUCUCGUGCAUAUCUUAAUCCUAUGUACAUCUUUGGUAAACCGGUUGACAAUGGUAACAGCCGAAUUUAUGGUACAACAUUCAUGUGCGAAUUCAUACAACGCUAGUAGAGCUAGGAAGAUGUCAAUACACUAACUGUCAAUGUCCUUUAGAACGUCAGCUUAUUAUGUUGCAGUGUUAGACUUUAGGGUUUUGGGUUUUGGUUAAUAUUGUUUUUAUUUCCGCGACAUAAAAUAUUCUCCAAAUAGUUUUGGGGAGUCUUGUUGAGGUCCAGCAGUUCCGCUGCUGGAUUUUCUGCUAGCAUAUGUCGUUGAAAAACUACUGAUUCUCAAUUCCAGCUCUUCUAGUGGCUGCCAUCAACACACCUUUCUCCUUUCGGUCUUCUUUGUUGGUCGCUGGUAUACUAUUUAUCACUAACAGCAAUCAGACAAUGCUGUUCCUGCCUUUUUCAAGUCUGCAGAUUUCAAAGCACUCGUUGCUAAAGUAUGUUAACUCAAAUCGCCUUGCGUUUGUUAGGUUAUGUUCUGGCGGAUUCAAAAAUUAUAUUGUAAGAAAUGAAAUCGUAAUAACAUACAAAAACGUUACUAAUGUAACACAUAUGCAUGUAAGACAAACAGAUUGUGAACUAUUUGAUAUUUGAAUGCAAAAUUGAGAGAUAAAAUCAAAAAUACUGUAAUAAAGAUGAAAUGUUUGGUUACAAAA